CACCACCAUGGCUCCUGCCUCCAACUGCCGCCUUUUUCGAUCACGAGAAGUUCAACAAGGAACCUCUCGGCGGCCGCCGCCACUCGUCUCCGUUCCUUCGGUUCCUAUAAAUUCAACCCUAAUUCCCAAUUCUCUCUUUUCUUUCUCCUCAUUUGAUGCGAUUUCUCUCCCCCAUUCUUCUCCGAUCUUCCAUUCCUAGCCCUAGCCUUCUCUUCUCGGCUAGAACCGUCUCAAUUGACUCCCGAUUUGGUUGCUUUGAUCGGAAACUCCUUUCGGUACGCCCUCCGGCGAGGUCAGGAUCGGAUCCUCCUGUUCAUCGUGGGUUUCGAGCUUCGUGGCUUAGGGGUGGUGCUUUGACAUCUUCGCCCAUGGCUGAGGAGGGUUCCGUGGCUAGGAGGUUCUGGAUCAACUCGCUGAAGGAGACCGUCUAUGCCGCUUAUACUCCGUUCGUUGUUUGCCUUGCGGCGGGGAAUCUGGAGAUGGAGUGCUUUCGGAACUACAUUGCCCAGGAUGUGCAUUUUCUCAGAGCUUAUGUUCAAGCGUAUGAGAUGGCGGAGGAUUGUGCUGAUGAUGACGAUGCAAAGGCGGGAAUAUCCGACCUUAGAAAAUCUGCUUUAGAGGAGCUGAAAAUGCAUAAUUCAAUUGUUGAGGAAUGGGGUGUUGACACCACAAAAGAGAUUGCUCCAUUUCCUGCAACAACAAAGUACAUUGAUUUUCUGUUAGCAACAGCUGCGGGCAAGGUUGAAGGAGGAAAGGUCCCUGUCAAAAUUGUCACUCCUUUUGAGAAGACCAAAAUUGCUGCUUAUACGGUUGGUGCCAUGACUCCUUGUAUGAGCCUUUACGCUUUCUUGGGCAAAAAGCUUCAAAUGUUUUUGCAUCUUAAUGGAAACAAUCAUCCUUACAAGAAGUGGAUUGAGAAUUAUGCUUCAAAAAAUUUUGAGGCAGCGGCUGAGCAGAUUGAAGAGUUACUUGACAAACUGAGUGUUACUUUAACCGGAGAGGAGCUUGAGCUCAUACAAAAGCUUUACCAGCAAGCUAUGAGACUUGAAAUAGAGUUUUUUUUAGCUCAGCCAAUAGCUCAGCCAGCUGUAGUUCCGUUAACAAGGCUGCAUGACCCUGCAAAUCGGCUUGUUAUAUUUUCUGAUUUUGACUUGACAUGCACGGUAGUUGAUUCCUCUGCUAUUUUAGCAGAGAUUGCAAUUUUGACUGCCCCCAAGGCUGAUCUAAUUGGGCUUGAUGAUUCGAAUGCACGGAUUUCCUCCACAGAUUUGAGAAACUCCUGGGAUUCCCUUUCUGGACAGUAUACUGAAGAGUAUGAACAAUGCAUAGAGAAUAUCCUUCCUUCAGAUAAAGCCAGCUCAUUUGAUUAUGAAGGUCUGCGUAAAAGUUUGGAGCAUCUUUCUAAUUUUGAAAAACAGGCAAAUUCUAGGGUUGUUGAGUCAGGAGUUUUGCGUGGUAUGAAUUUGGAUGACAUAAAAAGGGCUGGUGAACUGCUGAGUCUUCAAGAAGGUUGCAGAGACUUUUUUCAGAAGAUUGUAAGCAAGCAAGAAAAUUUUAAUGCUGAUAUCCACAUACUUUCUUAUUGCUGGUGUGGAGAUCUAAUCAGGUCUGCCUUUGCAUCAGGUUCUUUGAAUGUUCUGAACAUACAUGCAAAUGAAUUUGAGUACAACGAAUCUAUCUCCACGGGGAACAUUAUCAGGAAGAUGGAGUCACCCCUGAACAAAGUUGAGGCUUUCAAGGAUAUUUUGGGCAAUGCCGGCGACAAAGAUCAGCACCUGUCUGUGUACAUUGGAGACUCAGUUGGUGACCUGCUGUGUUUGCUUGAAGCAGAUGUAGGCAUUGUGAUUGGAUCAAGCACAAGCUUAAGGAAAGUCGGCGAACAAUUCGGUGUUUCAUUCGUGCCAUUGUUUUCUGGUUUGGUAGCCAAACAAAAGCAUCUUGCGGAAGGGGCUCAGCCUGUAUGGAAGGGCCUGUCCGGGGUUCUGUAUACGGUUUCUAGCUGGACAGAGAUACAAGCUUUUAUUCUUGGUGAAUAAGAUUUUACGUCUUUUCUUAGUCAUCACUCCCAAUUUGGUUAAAGGAGAGUUGGCGUAUAUGUAUACUAAAACAUAAUAUCCCUUUAACUGUGGCUGGUUUUACAAAUGCUGCAGAUGAAUUGUUAAGAUUUUUUUUUUUUUUUCAUUCAAGUUACUGUUGCAUAGAUCAUGAUUUAUCAGGUACUCAAGACUCCAUGUACUUUUGUUUUUCCUCAGCUAUUCUUGUCAUUCGUCA
Molecule: messenger RNA, 2271 nt
Organism: Dioscorea cayenensis subsp. rotundata (Guinea yam)
Lineage: Eukaryota; Viridiplantae; Streptophyta; Magnoliopsida; Dioscoreales; Dioscoreaceae
Product: bifunctional TH2 protein, mitochondrial
Exons: 6
Coding region: 156-2036 (626 amino acids)
Cellular component (GO): cytosol
Source: RefSeq, a predicted model, not a curated record